CAUUCGCAUCACCCUUGUUACACUUGUCAUUGGGGUGGAAUCCUUUCUGCAAAACACCCCUCAACAGAUGGUUCUGUCAGCUAUCAACACUGUAGUUGCUCUGAGCAGAUACAGCCACAUGCAGUCAGUAGCCUGCCUUUGUCUCACUGCUUCUGCAUGUCUGUGUCACAGCAUGGACCACACCCUCCCUAUCUUCUGAAUCUGACAAACAGUGGCCAUUGCGUGUACACAAUUUUCCUCAGUAGAACCAGACUUUCCUGUGGCUACUUGGAUGUUGUAGUCAUCCUAAAGGGAAACACUGUAGUACUCUUUGCUGUGCGUAUCUUGUUUGUUGAGCAUAUCAUGUUGGUAGAGUCCUCUCAACUGAAAGUGCUCCAACAAAACCAAUCUCAGUGGAUUGUCCCUGUCACCAAAGUAUUAGUGCCUCACAAUGAUAUCCAGGGGCACAAUUACUUGGCAAUGUAUGCAUGUGUCCUCAAAAUGUUCACCCACGUGUUUCAUUGCUUGCACAGUGUGAUGUCGAAGCACGAGGCAAUGUCUGCUCCACAUCAUGUUUCUCAGAGGAGAUUGCCUUCAACCAAGGCCCUGCUUGUUAAUAACCAGAUCCACGUGUACUCGGCGAUGUGUGCACGUAUCUUUGGAAUGCUCUCCCGGGUGUUCGCUUACUACCGUAAUGCUGUGUCACAGCGUGCUAUUCAAACAUCUGCUCUAGCUCUUCCAUAUUAUUCGUGUAUAUUUCCGGCUGUGGGAUUCUCCACUACUGCUGCACACCACUCGUGCAAACGGGAGAACCCUUCCAAUGAUGAAUACACCUACUCUGUUAUCUGUGGGUUCACACUAGAAGGACGUUCCCUGAUCUUAUGUAAGCUGAUUAGUGUAGGGGAGUCCCAUAAAGAGACCACCUACAAAAGGAAGUCAACUGUUACUACAUUGAAUGGUGCAACCAGUUACAACCAUGUCCUCUCAACAGCAUGUGCAUGCAUCUUCCAAAUGUUCUACACUUGCUUCUACAAUAGGGUGUCAUCAAAGUGUGGGACUAUUGCCCUUCCAACUCCUACUUCAGGACUUCUCCCUUCGCUCCCCGCAGUAGAAUCAUCUGCUCUUGUCAAAACUUCCUCUCACCACUCCACUUGUAUUCACAGUGGACCACACACUGCCCUCCUCUGCACAGCCAAAGUAUACUGUGUGUGUCUUUAUGUAGUGGAGAAUGCCAUGGUCACUCGUAUUGCACUGGUGUGUGUAGUGGACUCUACUCUGCCAGCAGGAGUCACACAGAAGAGCUCCCAGUGCAUUGUUCCCGCUACUAAAGCUUCGGUUCUUAGCAGAGAUAACAAGAGCCUUAUGUGCUCUCCAGUGGAUGCGUUCAUUGUAAACACGGUUGCGUCUGAUGUGUUUUACAACACUCUGUCAUCACAGAAUGACCUUGCAAAUUCUACUAGAGCCCUAAAACGUCAAUCUUCAUCCUGUGUCAUUCCCGCAGUACAUUCUCCUACAAGUACUGUACCUCACUCCUGCAACAACAAUAGUGUAUCCAUUUCAAAUGGGGACUAUCCUGUCUUCCUAAGGAGUUCCUGUUGGCUACAAGGAAAAACCAAGGUCACCCCUAUCGCCCUUGCAAUGCUGGUCAAGUCCCCUCAACUAACACAGAAUAACUUUCGGUGCAUUGUUCCUGCUACUAAUUCAGUUCUUAGCAGAGAUAGUCUGAGCCUCAUGUUUUCGGCAGUGCACACGUGUAGCUUCUCCAACGCUCUGUCAUCACAACACGAGACCACUGCCCUGCCAAAUCCUGCUCCAACACUUCAACUUCACUCUUCAUCCUCUGUAAUUCCCACGGUAGAUUCUUCCGCUACUACUGUUGCACCUCAAUCUUGCAACCACAAAAACCUUCCCGUAUCAAAGAAUGACAACAGCAAUUACCCUGUCUUUAUCAAGCAGUCCUGUGGGUACAUCCAUAAGAUUGUUAUGCUACGACGAAAUCCAGCGAUCACUCCUAUCACCCUAGUGACGUUACUCAAGUCCUGUCAGUUGAAAGCAAUCACACCGAAGGACUCUCAGUGCUUUCCCCCUGCUACUAAUAUGCAUAGCAGUGAUAGCCAGAGGUGCAUGUACUCGUUAGUGCAUUCAUGGAUCUUCAGCAUGGUCUCUCAUGUGUUCCAUUGCUUCUCAAGUAUUCAGUUGUCACAUAUUGAGACUAGUCCCCUACGAAGUCCUGUACCUCAACCCUCCAACCACGAUAAUCUGUCAAGUUCAAAGGGCAUUUAUACUGUCAUCAUUAGGCAAUCCUGUGGGUACAUUGAUAUGCAACGUGGGGCACUACCUACGGGCAGUUUCCUUGUUAGGCUGAACAGUGUAGUGGAGUCUAAUGAACCGAAAGUCACACAAACCACCUCUUGGUGGAUUGUUGCAGCUACCAAAUCUGCAGGUGUUCAUUACAGUGAUAAACAGGGUCAUGUGUACUCAGUGGACGCACGCCUCUUCAGAUUGCUCUGCCGUGUGUUUCAUUCAGAGAGUGACAUGGCCAUUGCUCUUCAUAUCCGUUCCUCCACAUCUCUUCUAUGCAGUUACAUUUUUCAGCAUUGCAGUCCCUUGCCAGUGUGUGCACAUAUUGUGGUCCCAGGAAGAAGUGCCCGACACACUUUGGGAACUAUCUAUGCUUUUACAACUGCUGCCCCUUCACUUUGUGGCGCAACAACUCCUGCAUCCCCACCGCUAAUUCAGGCAGCAAGGCAAAGCCCCAUGCCCCCAGACACACUCAACUCGUUUGUCUCUGGAAAUCUCCCCACCUCUAUAAUAUCCGAGUUUAACUGGUGUGCUUCAUCAGCCAGUUACAAUCUGCCUGCCAUGAGAGCCGUGAUGAUACGUACACACAGAGCUCUAGUAGACCCUUCCAAGAACAAAGGCUUUGUGCUUUGUAGUUUCCUGGACCUCCACUCCAGGACAGUGCUAGUCCGAACCACCUCCGACUCACUCCGUGGUGACUACAGCAGAAUGCAGCUAACUUGCUAUUCCUCAACCUCCCACAUCCCAGCUCCAGCCUCUCCGAAAGCUACCAUCCCACCAAAACCACUCCGACGUACAAUCCAUUGCACUCCAACAAAGAGUAAUCUUCCGACCAGUAAGCCUCCACCGCAAACAGAUAUGCUUAAACCCAGUGCCAUUGAUGUCAAGGACACUUCAACGGCAAAAGAGCACUCUUGGGCUGUAUCUUUGAUAAAGGACGGGGCCAAAUGUGUUGAAGUGCAACUCCUCCCUGGCACGCAAGAAACACUCAUCUUUGACACCAUAGCUGCUCCACAGUCUGUACAUGGACAGCUUCUGAAUAAGGUUCUCCUCCUCCCUGAACAACAAACAAGAUGGAGUAAGAGGGUCCUUCUCUUUCAAGCACUCCGCCACAUACCACACUCUGUAGAUAUGCACAGAACCACAUUGCUGAACAAGAAGAAUACCAUGCCCCAGAUGAAAGAAAUAUCUGUCUUCAAUGCUAACAGGGAACCUGCGUACGGUCAAAUAUCACUUGAAUUUCUAAGUUACCCUGUGCUGCUUGACUGUCAAAUGCACACUUUUCUCAUCCUUGCAACAUUUGACCUGCUCAGUCAAGAAUUUGAGCCAUUUCUUACGGGCCUAAUAAGGAGAGCAAUAAUGUGCAAACAACACCCAGGCACAGUGGCAAGGAGGAAUACUGUGGUGGUACAUGUGCUUAAGCAUGAGCCAUUUUGCCACGAACUCAGACCAGCAGCCAAGCUAAGAGAAAGAUGUGCCAUGAAUAGCCAUGAAGCUGCGAUCUACACGACUACAUGGUCAGUGCAGCUCCCUGGCUCAGACCCUGCCCUUCCUAUUUCAAUCACAAUGCUUCCCAACUCCAACAACACCACUAGCUGCAAUUAUAAGGAUUCAAAGACGACAUCUUACUGUCAUAAAAGUGCUAUUGCCUGGGUACACCAGUCUCUUCACCCCACACCAGAGCCCAAUGCCAAGAUUACCGAUGGAUUAUCAUCAACUGUGUUUCAUGUGGGAAACAAAAAGCUUUUCCUAUGUUUGGCUUUGCCUCAUGCCACACAACAUGCUCUCCAGAGUUUGAUCUGCGUUUACAGGAUAUCAGGGCUGCGACAGUUUGCAGGUUUGCUGGCAGCGAUCCAAACCACCUGAGCCACAUGACUUCCCCUUGGUCUGAUCUCUUCAAGCUCUCUUCCCUCACCAGUGAAUUCAACCCCUCUCCCUUGUAGCUAUUUGUUCAGUCAACCGGUGGGGAGCUUUUGCUCAAUGCAGGCAUGCCUGAGUACUGGGCAUAGCUUUCUAACAGGAGAGAAUGUUCAAAGAAAGUUGAAAAAGAAGAAGUGUGAUGAGUGUGCCAGAGACCAAGAAGAGAGACAGAGAAAACGUAACAGUAGUCAAUUCUGUAUGCUUGCAAGCGCUGGCACCAAUGCGAGUGAAUAUAAUGAUGGUCCAAGGAGGAUCAUGUGGAGCAGUCAGCAAGAGAGAUGCCCAUCCAGAAAAACAAGCCGGAGGAAAAAACAACGAAAGAAGAAUUCUGCGUGCUUGAAGACCCAGUCCUUCUGGCCCGACUUCAUCUACUGGUGCACUCUUUACCGCUUCUUACUCCAGCUACAUGCCAGCUGUAGAAAGAGAAGCAAGCACACGACUCUCAGUUUUUAUGGCAGGGGUGAGAGUAGGAUAAAGAAGUAUCCUCACCUAGCCAAACCUUGCCCAUUACCAUGGAGCAUAGGAAGGACAAGGGAAACAAAGCUAGCCCCAAAUAAUCCCCUCCCUUUUCCCACUAGAUUGGGUACCGCACUUCACCUUGCCUUCUCUGUAGCUAAGCAAGCAGGAUGGAUCUGCCAGGAAGCCUUGUUUGAGGCUGCACACAUCCACCAAGAAGUUGAGGAUGUCUGCAAGGUUUCAGCAGCUGAGAGGGAAUCCCUGCUAAUCAGUCUUCACGCACUUGUCUCUCUACUGCCUCUUCUGGGAGCAAGUAGACCAAGGCCAGCAUGUCUUGCGCUUGAUCUGAAUCAGCCGGUUCUCGUGGUCUCCUCUCCAGAGUCAGGGAGCUCUACCACUACCACUGGUGGAGGCAGUGGUAAUAGUGGUAGGGAGGGGGACAAUAACACCUCUGGUAGUGGAUCGAAUGAAAGCCCAAGUGGUGGAGCUGGCCAUAUCUCUCCUGGAGGUGGCGGUAAACGAGAAGACGACGAAAACAAUGACGAGAAUAACUUCAAGGGAAAGAAAGACACAGAGAGUGAUGACAAGGAAGACGAAAUGGAAGAGGAGGAGAAGGAAAAGGAAGAUAGUGGGGCAAAUAGGACUGAAGAUGGCAAAACUAAAGAGAGUGCCGAAAAAGAGUGCAUGCCCGUGUGCGCCUUCUCCGAGGAUCAGAAGAACGAGAUUCAGAGAAAAGGUGGUGACAUUCAUACUCCUCAAAACCCGCCUGGAGUGCAGCGUAAGAAAAAGACACCACACCCACACAAGGACACUGAGAAGCAGGGCCAUGAGAAAGUACUACCUCUCGUGCAAUUGAAAGUAUCUGUCCAGACAGACUCUGGUAAAGCUUUGCACAAGGAAGCAGUAGCCACCAAAGACCGGACUGAAGACAAGAUAGACGAUGAUAAAGCGGCACUCCCUACAAACAACGAAACCAAGGAGGAUAAAAGCUCACCCGAUGCUAAUGCAACCACUACUGGAAACCAGCCUGAGGACGAGUUAGCCCCACACCCUGCAUACAAUGACGCCAAAACAUCUAACAGUGGUUUAGGAAACCCAAUAAAGUCAUUUAUCAGCUUUGCAGGUGAACCGGAGAGCGGUUUUGUUAAAGAAAACCUCAUACCUAAAGAAUACUCCUGCAAUAGUCCUACUGAGUCCGGUGCACAAACGGAAGAUAACGGAGCGCAGCCUCACACAGAACCCCUGCUGGCUGAUGAGUCUGUCUCACAGCAUAAAAUUUCUGCCCCAAUUCAAGCCCAAGAGUCUGAAUACAAUGAGACAGGUACUAACUUGCCAAUAUCAACUACAGCAGAUAUCUACCAAUGGUAUUACGAAGACAACAGCGUCGAAAUAUCGUAUCCACUGGUUGAAUCUGCAAAACACAACAACAGUGCUGUAGUAACCCAUGACCUCCUUCAAUGGAACUGGCAUCCACCACCUACGUCUAUUCUUGUCUUUCCUCUCUCGAGAACACGUGAGAGACGCAAUUCAUCUUCUAGCAAUGAGUCCCAAGAGGGACGAGGAGAUGAUAGUGCCAGUAAGGAGGAAGAGUGCAGAAAUGGUGACUCCUCACAAACGAAUUUGGGUGACGGAACUGGAGACCACUGGUCUGAAUCAGUCGAGGAAUCUUCUUUCGACAUCCACGGAAUGCCGGUUACUGGACAACGUCACAGUCAAGAGAGCAGUGAAGUGGUAGAAGAGGUGAUUGAAGUGAAUGAUGAAGACGAGUCAACACCUUCACUCGCUCUACUUCACCUUGACUCUGUGGUAACCCACAACAACACCACGGCCACUAUCUGCAUACCAACACAGGAGGAAACCGAACAGAUGACUCCAGAUGAGUCACGAGGUCUUGAUGAAGGGCCCUAUUCCAGAAUGCCCAGCUUCGCAGAGCCUGAGACUGUUGAGUCAAACGUGACUCCAGACUUUGAGAUUAUGGCGCCAAUGGAAGAAAGCCCAUUUCUACCUCGCCUUUAUGAAGAGCUACGAGAGAAUGGAAUCCGACCCAUUUUCUGCAGAGAUGGGUUGCCACAAGUGCAGGCGAUCCCUCUGGAGCAGUAUCUGGAACACGCCUUCCAGAAUGGAAACUUCCUGUUUGCCGUUGAGGUUCUGCACCACCUCAUAAACUGCAUGAGAAUCUGCUCCUUGUGGGAGACUCCUUUCUCUCUCCAUGCAGAAGACGUGUAUGUGGAUAUUGGGACACAGCAACUGGUGAUCAAUGCCACUACAUGUAUUGCGGCCCACUCACAAGAUGCUGGGCCAGACUGUAUGGAAGCCUCAGUUGGAAGACUAAGAGUAAUGCUGCAUCGCCUGCUGUUCAUUCUUCAAGACAACAACCCCAUCACCAACGAGCAAAUUACUCUGGGCAUUGGUCUGGUCAGGAACAUGACUGAGAUUUGCUGGAUUUCUAACGUGGAAGACAUUAUACACCGUCUUCUUGCUGAAGUUCAACAAUACAUGUAACUAGUAUUACCUUGUGUAUAAGACUACAUUAAUUUACACCUGUCACUUACCUCCAUUUAAUCUCCGAUAAUAAUUAUGAUAUUCACCCCACUUCUUCAACUUUUAUCAUCUUCACAAUUGUUGUAUCUGUGUUUGUCACACUUUUUGUACCAAUUCAUUGGUCAUGAGGCCAGUGUGCAUGUUACGUGCUAUACUCGUGGCCAAUCUAUUUUUAGACAAAACGAUUACGUAACAGCUAAUCUAAUAUUAUUCACAAAGUGCUGCUGACUCAUUCUCCGCUCCCAUCCCAG
Molecule: messenger RNA, 7448 nt
Organism: Geodia barretti
Lineage: Eukaryota; Metazoa; Porifera; Demospongiae; Tetractinellida; Geodiidae
Source: the annotation of a GenBank genome assembly